AUGGAAGCUAAUUUUGUUUCCUCAGCAUUAGCAGGAGUACAAAAUAAUAGAUCUGUCAAAAGAAGUUUAGACAGAUUAAAAUCACUCUUUUCUUCAGGUCAACAUCAAUUAAAUGGAUCACUUGGUAAGAAAGUUUUUAUCUUAUUAGCAUUGGGUGGCGGUGCUUUCUCAUUAGUUAAGUUUUAUAAAGCUAAAAAUGAAGGAUCAUCAAAACAAAGUGGAUUAAUUAUUGAUUUAAAAGAUAAGAAUUCUAAAAAAGAUAAAAAGAGAAAUGUUACAAGAGUUGAUGCAGUAUUUUUUAGAAGAUUAGCAAAGAUCAUUAGAAUUGUUAUUCCAUCAUUAAAGAGUAAAGAAUUCUUAAGUUUAUUAUAUUUGACAGCAUUAUUAUUUGCACGUACAAUGUUAUCAGUAUCAAUUGCAGAGAUUGCUGGUAAAAAUGCUCAAAAUCUCGUCGCUAGAAAAUGGAAAGAGAUGAGAAAUGGUGUAUUGAAGUUUGCAUUGGUUUCAAUUCCAGCUUCAUUCGUUAAUGCCUCUUUGAAAUAUGAAACUGAUAUGUUGGCAUUACGUUUCAGAAAGAGAUUAUCAGAAUAUGUUCAUAAAGAAUAUUUAGAAGGUGUAAACUUUUAUAAAGCUUCUCAUUUAGGUGGUGCUGAUAGAAUUGAUAAUGCUGAUCAAAGAGUAACAUCCGAUAUUGAACAAUUUUGUAAUUCUAUGAGUAGUUUAUAUACAACAUUAUUUAAACCAUUCUUGGAUUUAGUUUUAUUCACAAGAAAAUUAGUUGUUGUCAUGGGUUGGGGUUCACCAUUAUUAAUGUUCAGUUACUUUAUUGUUUCUGGAUUUUUGAAGAAAUUAAUUAUGCCACCAUUUGGAAGAUUAACAGCUAAACAAUCAGAAUUAGAAGGUAAUUACCGUACAGUUCAUCAAAGAUUAAUUACAAAUGCCGAAGAAAUUGCUUUCUAUGAUGGUAGUCGUAAAGAAAGACAAAUUAUUAAUCUUUCAUUUGGUGAUAUCUAUAACCAUACUGGUUAUGUUAGUUAUCUCAAAUGUUUAGUUGGUAUUUUUGAUGGAUUUUUAGUAAAAUAUUGUGCAUCAAUUGUAGGUUAUGGUUGUAUGGUAUUACCAAUUUAUACUGGUAUUAGAGGUAGUUCAGGUAAAGAUUCAACAGAGUUAACAAAGGAUUACAUUAGAAAUACACAAUUGAUGGUAGCAUUAUCACAAGCAAUUGGUCAAUUAGUAUUAUUGGGUAAUAAGGUUACAUUGAUGGCAGGUUAUACAUCACGUGUUUCAGAGUUAUUAGAGAUGAUUAAAUCAAUUAAGGAACGUGGUACAUCACAAUUUACCAUUGUCCACGAGGAUGAUGUACCAAAUCCAUUAACAAACUCACCAGUGAAUGAUAAGUAUGAUACAAGUGUUGAUAUGUCAAGUUGGUUAGAGGAUUGGAGAAAGAGAUCAGAUCAAACUCGUAUUGUUAAACGUCAACAAUCCAACAGAUCAUCAGCAAGUGGUGCAACCACUGUCUAUGGUGGUGGUACAUUUGUUGAGGGUGAUUUCAUCAAAUUCGAGAAUGUUUCAAUCGUAUCACCAGAGGGUAAACUUUUGGUAGAGAAUUUAGAUUUCCAAGUUAUGCCAAAUCAAAAUGUAAUGAUCACUGGUCCAAAUGGUUCAGGUAAGAGUUCACUCUUUAGAAUCCUCGGUGAAUUAUGGCCACUUCAUUGUGGUACUGUAAUUAAACCAAGAAAGGAAGAUAUCUUAUUCGUUCCACAAAAACCUUACUUGGUAUUGGGUACCCUCCGUGAUCAAAUCAUCUAUCCACAUAGUCAUGAUGAUAUGAAGAAAUUGGGUGUCACCGAUGAUGAUCUUCAACAUCUUUUAGCAACCGUAGAUCCAAAUCUUACUAUCAUUCGUCAAUGGAAUUGGGAUGAUACCAAAGAUUGGUUCACUGCCCUCUCUGGUGGUCAAAAACAAAGAAUUGCCAUGGCUCGUCUCUUUUAUCAUCGUCCACAAUACGCUAUUCUCGAUGAAUGUACAAGCGCCGUCUCUGAUGAAGUCGAAGGUAAAAUCUAUGAAACUUGUAAAAAACUUGGUAUCACUUUAUUCACCGUUUCUCAUCGUCCACAAUUAAGAGCUUACCACGAUUACGUUUUACUCUUUAAUGGUAGAGGUGGUUGGGAAUGGUCAAAAAUUGAUCAUGAUGAUGAUCAUUUAAAAAAACCAUUAUCACAUUAA
Messenger RNA from Dictyostelium discoideum AX4, 2226 nucleotides. It is a transcript of the gene abcD2, whose product is annotated as ABC transporter D family protein. NCBI's taxonomy places the organism in Eukaryota, Evosea, Eumycetozoa, Dictyosteliales, Dictyosteliaceae. Gene Ontology annotation, cellular component: membrane. Bases 1 to 2226 code for a protein of 741 amino acids. The record is from RefSeq and is a predicted model, not a curated record. The transcript has 5 exons. Gene Ontology annotation, molecular function: ABC-type transporter activity; ATP binding; ATP hydrolysis activity. Gene Ontology annotation, biological process: transmembrane transport.